This is a messenger RNA of Peromyscus californicus insignis, 1104 nucleotides long. Its product is annotated as ESX-1 secretion-associated protein EspK-like. The transcript has 5 exons. The record is from RefSeq and is a predicted model, not a curated record. The coding region runs from base 1 to 1104 and encodes 367 amino acids. Lineage: Eukaryota; Metazoa; Chordata; Mammalia; Rodentia; Cricetidae.
AUGCGCCCCGCAGCCCCGGAGCGCAGGGGCGGCGGUCCCGCAGCCGCCCUCGCCGCGCUCCUCACCUCCCCGCUGCGGCCCGCCGGGCUGUGCGCUCUAGUGCCCCGGGCUUGGUGCGCCGCGGCCGCCUCCCCAUUAGAAAUCAUCACCAUCAUCAUUGUCAUCACCAUCAUCAUCAUUUUGCUCAUCAUGGUUAUCAUCAUCGUCACCAUCACCAUCAUUUUGGUCAUCAUGGUUAUCAUCAUCAUCACCAUCAUCAUCAUUAUGGUCAUCAUUAUCAUGAUUAUCAGAGCCAUCUUUGUGAUCAUAGAUGAGCUGCCUUGCCAGGUCGUUAGGGCCAGGUCUCCUCCAUCAGGUGGGACCCGGGUUCCGGGGUCGCCGUGCAAGGGCCACUACGACACCAGAGGGAGUGAACGCGGCCCGUCACCCACCCGAGGCCGCCAUCUCCUCCUCACCCGAGUAGCCGCCAACCUGAGGCCAUCGUCGGCCGCUCGUCCCGGGAGCAGCCGCCACCCCCGGCCGCUCGUCACCCGGGCAGCGCCUGUCUGGGGCCUCUAUUCCCGGCCGCUCGUCCCGGGAGCAGCCGCCACCCCCGGCCGCUCGUCCCGGGAGCAGCCUCCACCCCCGGCCGCUCGUCCCGGGAGCAGCCGCCACCCCCGGCCGCUCGUCCCGGGAGCAGCCGCCACCCCCGGCCGCUCGUCACCCGGGCAGCGCCGGUCUGGGGCCGCGGACGCCACCCAGGCCGCGCCGGCCUCAGCUGGCCAACGUCCUCCGCUCGGACAGGGCACAGAGUCCGGCUCGCUGCCCUCCGUGCGUCCUAGCCGCGAGGCCAGAGCCCCGGCGUCGCCUCUCGGCCGCGAGCGGUCGUGCGCUCGCGGAACCGGCCGGGGACGCGCAGGGUCUCGGGUCUCCAGCCGGAACCUCCCAAAGGCGGGGAGAUCGGGGCCGCCCCGCGAGGAGCGCGCGGCCGCGAGGGGCGCUCGGCCGGCCGGGUGGCGCGGGGCGGCGGCGGCGGGGGAGGGGACAGAGGCGGGGCCGGGGCGGGUUGUUGUGGGGCGACUGCGCUACGGCCCGACCGGGGCGGUGAUGGCGGCUCCAUAUUAA